UACGUACUUAUAUAUAUAAACACGCGCCCGCGCGUAUACUUAUCGUCCUUGUCUGCACCGCCGCCGCCGCCGCGGGAAAGAUGAUGGUAGGGCUUAGCGUUAUAUUGGAAAGGCAAAGGGCAAAUUCCGAUCAUCAUCAUCAUCCGUCACCACGUGUGAUCAGCAAAGCCAGCACGUGCCUGCAAGUGAUAAAGUCACCCGGCGGUGACUCACAGCCGUCGUUCUUAGGGUUUCUCGACCGCUGUUUCCUCUGCAACCGAAAACUCUUGUCCGGAGAAGACAUCUACAUGUACAAAGGGGACAAGGCAUUUUGCAGCGUGGAGUGCAGGUACAAGCAGAUUUCUAUGGACGAACAAACAAACAAUUGUACCACCCGAAUAAAUGGUUGUACCAAGGGAUAGCACGCCGACUCUCCUCCGCCUCCGUGUAAAUAACAUGCUUAGUAUUGUUCAUCUAUAUUUGUAUUUUGCAUUUAGACAGUAGUUGAGUAUUAUUUACUGUACAAUAUAACAGUACAUAUAUGUUUUUAUCUUAUACUUUCCUUUGUUA
Andrographis paniculata is the source of this 549-nucleotide messenger RNA. RefSeq names its product FCS-Like Zinc finger 15-like. The record is from RefSeq and is a predicted model, not a curated record. Bases 81 to 401 code for a protein of 106 amino acids. The transcript is spliced from 2 exons. Lineage: Eukaryota; Viridiplantae; Streptophyta; Magnoliopsida; Lamiales; Acanthaceae.